AUGGAUUUAGCCAAGGCGGGUGAAGCUAGGAAGUUACAACUGGAAGAGCUUGAGUGUUUGAGGAAUGAGUCAUAUGAGAAUGCCCGAAUUUACAAGGAAAAGACUAAGGCGUUUCAUGACCAUCACAUCCGGAAGAAGGACUUUCAAGAAGGCGAUGAGGUCCUCCUCUACAACUCAAGGCUCCGACUUAUGCCUGGCAAACUCCGUUCUAGAUGGGAAGGACCUUUUAAGGUGAAAGAGAUGAAGCCCUAUGGAGUGGUGGAAUUGUUUGAUCCCAAGAGUGAAGCAACCUUUAAGGUGAAUAGACAUAGGGUGAAGAAGUAUCAUGGUUGCAAGCCUCCAAAAGAGCUAGAGGUGUACAUAUUGGAGGAUGCACCAAAGAGAAAGAAAGCUUAA
Arachis stenosperma is the source of this 396-nucleotide messenger RNA. RefSeq lists its product as uncharacterized. NCBI's taxonomy places the organism in Eukaryota, Viridiplantae, Streptophyta, Magnoliopsida, Fabales, Fabaceae. Bases 1 to 396 code for a protein of 131 amino acids. The record is from RefSeq and is a predicted model, not a curated record. The transcript has a single exon.